AUGUCUGCCUCGUCUAUCCACGCAGAUGCGCCGCCCGCCGUGGUGCAAGAUCCCGAGGGACUACAAUAUGAGACGGGCCCACAGCUGGGCAAAGGCGGCUUCGCCAUCUGCCAUCGCGCGAAGCUGCUGGGGCAUGAGCAUCUCGGUAGCAGCACUGUCGCUUUGAAGAUCGUCAAGUCCAAGAUGGAGCCACCCAAACUGGCACAAAAGUUUGUUACAGAAUUGCAGAUUCACUCGAAACUAUCCCAUCCCAACAUCGUCGAGUUCUUCCGCGCCUUUUCCUUCGAAACAAGUACAUACGUUGUGCUGGAGCUAUGCGAGAAUGGUUCCCUGGCCGAUGCGAUCAAGAAACGAAAGUACUUUACCAUGCCCGAAAUUCGACGGUUCAUGAUCCAGACUUGCGGCGCCAUCAAAUACCUACACCAGCGCAACAUCGUGCACCGAGACCUCAAGACCGGCAACCUUUUUCUGGAUGCAAACAUGGACGUCAAGGUCGGUGACUUCGGUCUUGCCGCGCUGCUUGUCUCACAGAGCGACUAUGGGGCGAUCCGUCGAACAACCAUGUGCGGCACACCCAACUACCUAGCGCCAGAGGUCCUAGAAAAGACAGGAAAAGGCCAUGAUGAGAAGGUUGAUCUGUGGGCGAUCGGGAUAAUGAUGUACACACUCGCUGUUGGCAGAGCGCCGUUUCAUGCUGCGAAGCGUGAGGAUAUCUAUCGGAAGCUCAAGGCUCGCGAAUAUACCUGGCCAGACCUUGCAAAGUUUGCGAACGAGAUCACCGACGACCUCCGCGACAUCGUCUCAUUACUGCUUGUGCAUGAGGAUGAGCGGCCAACCCCUGACCAGAUUGUCGCACACCCGUUCUUCAAACUGGGUUACAUCCCAUUAGAGCUGGACAGUGGAUGCACCGCGCGGAUACCCAAAUGGCCAAAGAACCGUCCGCCCACAGCUACGACCAUCAAGCGCGGGUACACUGAGGAGUGGUGGCAGCUAUGCAAAUCUUCUGCUGUUGGUGAAUAUGAGCCGGGAAAAUCGUUCGGAGCAUACGGGAGCAGGAGGAAUAAGACAGUAGCGCGCGAUUGCCAGAAGGAGAUCGAAGCAGGGAAACAACCGAACAUACCUUUUGCACAUGAUUGUGUAUACGUACCCUUCCCUGCACGCGUUCAGUGGCCACAUCAAGCUCCUGGCGGGUUGAGCGAGGUAUCCGAGGAAAAGGAAUCGUCGGCAGAAGGGACAGCCCUUGUGGAAACUACUGGGAACGAACGAACCAAAGGACGUCUGCCCAGAAUGGCGAGGAAGGAACAACCAAUGCCUACUUUAAAGGAGAACGUGGAGCCAGUGCAGGAACCCGCAGCGGCGCGAAGAAUACUAGACAAGCAGCCCACCCGCCUUAGAGCGGUGCGGAAGAUCUCGAAUCCCGGACGGAUUACUGCAGCAACCGCGCCUGCUCCAUUACGCGUGCCUCGAGAUUCGCGAGCCGCGACACGAGCAAGAACGGCGAAAGAAACAGCGAAGGAAGUGCCGAAAGCGACAGAAUCUGGCCUCCCUGAUCUUCCACCACUAAGGGUCAUCAAGGCAACCACUCGUGUGAACGAGAAGGUAGAACCACCGACCGAACCACCGACAGUGCGAAGUGCUCCUCGUUAUCGAACUGUCAGCGCCGAAAUGCCUGCUACUGACCCGGUAUCAGUACUGGCUCGCUUAUACACUUUCCGAGAUAAUCUUGCGCGAGCGCUUGAUAAGAAGCCUACCAAGUCACGACGCGAUCAACCUCCGCAAUUACCGUUCGUUGCGAAGUGGGUAGACUACUCUCGCAGGUAUGGCGUAGGAUAUGUCCUCGAUGACGGAAGCAUUGGCACCCUUUUGUCGGCGGAAGAGCAAUAUCCAGUUACUAUAGCUUUUGCCACAGAUGGAUAUAGCCACUUGAGGAAGGCGGGAAACAAUCGAGAGCUCGCCAAAAGCGUGGCGCUGAACUACUACACAACAGUACGGAAAGAUAGGGGACUUUCUCGAAUCGAUGUUCUCGAAAAACGACGCGUUGAGGAGAUACGCACGGUCUGGCACAAAUUUGGGAAGUACAUGUGCGCAACUUUUGGUGACGAAGAGAAGCCCAUGAGAAAGGAUCCCCGUGUGAACUUUGUGAAGUUCUAUCAACGACUGGGUAACGUCGGCAUCUGGGGCUUUGACGACGGCUCCUUCCAGUUCAACUUCCCUGAUCACACGAAACUGGUCCUAUCGUCGGAUGCUGGAUAUGGACAUUUUAUGUGCCUUCCGCUAGAUGCGACAUCACUGCUUGAAGAAACCGGAAAUGUGCCAUGGCGGCAUGUGAAGGCACGCGCGAACCUGCGAGGUUCUCUACAACAACUCCUCUACGGCUCAGCGGACAAGGAAGAUAGCAACCGGGAGCUAACAGAAGGCAACCUCCUACGGCCGAAAAUCGAGUUUAUCUAUGCUGUCGUCGAAGAAUGGGUCCAGCAAGGCGGCCUAGGAUGUCUCGCGGAUCCAAAGGUGUAUUCAUGGACCGGCCCACAACUCGAAGAGACCAAACGGUUGGACUGGGCGAGUGUUGGGCGUUUUGGCGUCAUUCUUCUCGUACCCUCUGCGUUGACUUUCGCCGAAUCUCAGUCUGCUCCCCGCUGUAUCUUGAAUUCAGCAGUACACACGACACCCCACCAGGCGACGCAAGUCACAGGCCUGACCUCGACUUUGGGCGCCAGCUAUGUAUCCAAGCGCGCAGGGCGCAAAAAGGAUGCUGGUGGUUCCAAGCCCCCCGGCGGGGGACAACAAAAGUCCCAAUUCGCGACCAAGGCCGUCUUCGAGACCACCAAGAAGAAGGAGGUUGGCGUCUCAGAUCUCACGCUGAUUAGCAAGAUCUCCAACGAGGCGAUCAACGACAACCUGAAGAAGCGGUUCGAGAAUGGCGAGAUUUACACAUACAUUGGACAUGUGCUGGUGUCCGUCAAUCCCUUUCGCGAUUUGGGAAUAUAUACAGACCAAGUAUUGGACGGCUACAAGGGGAAGAAUAGGCUGGAGGUUCCGCCGCACGUCUUCGCAAUCGCCGAGUCCACAUACUACAACAUGAACGCAUACAAAGAGAACCAGUGUGUGAUCAUUUCUGGUGAAUCGGGAGCAGGAAAGACAGAAGCUGCGAAGCGGCUGAUGCAAUAUAUCGCGAACGUGUCAGGUGGAAGCAACUCGUCGAUUCAAGAAAUCAAGGACAUGGUGCUAGCCACUAAUCCUUUGCUCGAGUCUUUCGGAAAUGCGAAGACGCUGAGGAACAACAACUCCUCACGGUUCGGAAAAUAUCUCGAGAUUCAUUUUAAUCCGCAAGGAGAGCCUGUGGGAGCAAACAUCAAUAACUACCUACUUGAGAAGACGCGUGUAGUAGGUCAGAUCACGAAUGAGCGAAAUUUCCACAUAUUUUAUCAAUUCACGAAAGCGGCGCCAUCACAAUAUAGAGAACUAUUCGGCUUACAGCAACCGCAAUCCUACCUCUACACGAGUCGAUCGAAAUGCUACGACGUUCAAGGCAUCGACGAUCACGCUGAAUUCCAAGAUACUCUGAACGCCAUGAAAGUCAUUGGUCUACAACAGGGAGAGCAGGACAAUAUCUUCCGAAUGCUAGCGGCAAUAUUGUGGCUAGGGAAUGUAUCUUUCCGUGAAGACGAUUCAGGAAAUGCUGCGAUCGUAGACCAAUCGGUGGUUGAUUUCGUCGCCUAUCUCUUAGAAGUCGACUCCGCGCACGUCAACAAAGCGCUCACAAUUCGCAUUGUAGAGACAAGUCGCGGAGGACGAAGAGGAUCCGUUUACGAUGUACCCUUGAAUUGCGCUCAAGCGAUGUCGGUCCGAGACGCACUUUCUAAAGCGAUUUACUUCAACCUUUUCGAUUGGAUCGUCCAGCGCGUCAACGUCUCAUUGAAGGCACGAGGUGCAACUGCACAUUCCAUUGGUAUUUUGGAUAUCUACGGAUUCGAGAUCUUCGAACGGAACAGUUUCGAACAGCUGUGUAUUAACUACGUGAACGAAAAACUCCAGCAGAUCUUUAUCCAGUUGACCUUGAAGGCGGAACAGGAAGAGUAUGAGCGGGAACAGAUCAAGUGGACACCUAUCAAGUACUUCGAUAACAAGGUCGUGUGCGAGCUUAUUGAGGAGAAGCGGCCACCCGGUGUUUUCGCCGCACUGAACGAUGCCUGUGCUACCGCGCAUGCGGAUCCAACAGCUGCGGACCAGACCUUCGUCCAAAGACUAAACGCGCUAUCAUCGAACCCCAACUUCCAGCCUCGACAAGGCCAGUUCGUCAUCAAGCACUACGCUGGUGACGUGAAUUACGCGAUCGAUGGCAUGACGGACAAGAACAAGGACCAAUUGCUGAAGGACUUGCUGAACCUGCUGGGUCAAAGUAGCAACACUUUCGUCCAUACGCUGUUCCCGGAUCAAGUCGACCAGGACAACAGGCGGCGACCACCCACUGCUGGAGAUAAGAUCAAGGCGUCUGCGAAUGAUCUUGUUACCACUCUUAUGCAGGCACGCCCGUCAUAUAUCCGUACAAUCAAGCCGAACGAAAACAAGUCACCGAAGGAAUACAACGAACCUAAUGUACUUCAUCAGGUCAAGUAUCUCGGUCUACAAGAGAAUGUCCGCAUCCGAAGAGCGGGUUUUGCGUCGCGCCAAACCUUUGACAAGUUUGUAGAGCGAUUUUUCUUACUGUCGCCGAAGUGUUCGUACGCUGGAGAGUAUACCUGGACUGGCGACUACGAGACUGGAGCCAAGCAGAUUCUGAAGGAUACCAACAUCCCGGUCGAGGAAUUCCAAAUGGGUGUAACUAAGGUGUUUAUUAAGACACCCGAGACCCUUUUUGCACUGGAGACGAUGCGCGACCGUUACUGGCACAACAUGGCGAUUCGAAUUCAGCGUGCAUGGAGAAAUUACCUACGCUACCGGACGGAGUGCGCGAUCCGGAUACAACGGUUCUGGCGGAAACUCAAUGGCGGCAAGGAGUUUAUUGAGCUCCGCGAUCAGGGCCACAAGGUGCUACAAGGCCGAAAAGAGAGGCGAAGAUACAGCUUGGUCGGAUACCGAAGAUUCAUGGGCGACUAUCUCGGCAUCGGAAACAGAGGUGGCCCAGGCGAGGUAAUCGCUGGGGCCAUUGGUUUAUCGGCCAACGAGGAAGUGCCUUUCUCUUGCAGAGCCGAGGUUCUUGUUGCGAAACUCGGUCGUUCGAGUAAGCAUGAGCCUCGAAGUCUGGUGCUCACGAAGAAAAACGUCUACCUAGUCAAACAAGUGCUAGUGAAUAGACAAGUUCAGAUUCAGGCCGACAGGACGAUACCUGUGGGCUCUAUCAAAUUCAUCAGCUGCUCUACGCUGAAGGAUGACUGGUUCUCUAUUGGGGUGGGCUCACCGCAAGAGCCUGAUCCGCUUGUAAAUUGUGUGUUCAAGACUGAGUUCUUCACACAUCUAACAAACGUCCUACGAGGAUCGUUGACCCUUAAGCUAGGUGAUACAAUCGAGUACAACAAGAAGCCCGGCAAGCCAACUCAUGUCAAGGUAAUAAAAGACCCUGCGGUGCCGCGAGACGACUUGUACAAGAGUGGCGCCAUACACACGGGCCCCGGAGAGCCGCCCAAUUCCAUGUCCAAGCCCACACCCAAAGGAAAGCAGAUUGCAGCAAAGCCCAUCACGAAGGGCAAGCUUCUACGGCCCGGUGGCCCAGGUGGAGGACCCUCAAAGCUCGCCAGUCGCCCAGCGCAACCGAGACCUGUACCUACACCUGCCGCCGCGCAACCGAGAGCGGUACCUCAACCUGCAGCUUUCCCAUCCGCUACACCUCAAUCAAGACCCGUCCCUCAGCCAGUUGCAGCGCUGUCGAAUGGCACGGGUAGUCAUGCACGUAGCGCCUCCGCAUCUUCGACACGCGCACCGCCCCCGCCGCCACCCCCUGUCGCGCCUGCACCACCACCUGCGCAGCCGCAGGAGCCGACGUAUAAGGCGUUAUAUGAUUUUGCGGGACAGAGCGCUGGGGAGCUGAGUAUCAAGAAGGAUGAGAUUAUUUUAGUUACGCAGAAGGAGAACAACGGAUGGUGGCUCGCCUCCCGCCUCGACAAAUCCGCCUCCGGUUGGGCUCCCUCCGCCUACCUCGAAGAAGUCAUCCAACGCGCACCCGCGCCUCCUCCACCCCCACCCCCACCUGCGCGGCCUGCCAAUGGAAAGCCGAAGCCUCCUGCCCCACCGGCGAAACGUCCAGCCGCUAGAAAGCCAGCAAACGGUGAUUCUGGACGAGAUUCGGGGUACAGUGGUAGUGGUGCAAGUUUGGUGAGUGGGGAAGGAGGGGCAAGAGAUAGUGGUGGAAGCAUCGCCGGUGGGUUAGCAGAGGCGUUGAGGCAGAGACAGGCGGCUAUGCAGGGGAAGAGUAGACAGGAAAAUGACUGGUGA
Molecule: messenger RNA, 6429 nt
Organism: Cucurbitaria berberidis CBS 394.84
Lineage: Eukaryota; Fungi; Ascomycota; Dothideomycetes; Pleosporales; Cucurbitariaceae
Exons: 12
Coding region: 1-6429 (2142 amino acids)
Biological process (GO): endocytosis; vesicle transport along actin filament; protein phosphorylation
Cellular component (GO): cytoplasm; actin cytoskeleton; vesicle
Molecular function (GO): protein kinase activity; microfilament motor activity; ATP binding
Source: RefSeq, a predicted model, not a curated record